GCUGAGGGGGGCGCGAAUGUAAUCUACCGAAUCAUAUGGGCACCAGCGACAGUGACAGCGGGGCCUAGUAAUGGACAUAUGAGUAUACCUCCCAUGCUGCGAGGGAAGUUACUCCGACUACGCAAGGACACAAAAUCUGGAAUCUCGUACCAGGAGAUCUCGCGCAAUUUUGAUAGAAUUAUUCGACCGUUGUUCCAGCCCGAGGAAGUAGUGGAUCAAACGCUCGUCCAACUUCCCAGGGGACUGGUGCAACAGUGUAACGAGCGACUACGUGCAGCUGAGCUCAACGGCAAGCGUCCUCGCAGACGAUGCGGGGUGUAUCUCUCACUAAAUGAGCCUUUCGGUUUGCUAGUGACAGACAUGACAACCUUUAACGAUCCAGGAAUGAUAAUGGCAGAACUAAAACCAAAGUGGCUUCUCCAGUCUCCAUCUGCACCACUUGAUGCUCGACGAUGUCGUACCUGCGCACUACGGGAUAUGAAGAACCACGAGUCGCGGAAAGCGUGCGGAUCAGAAGACAAAUCGUUCUGCCCUCUUGGUCUCGUCUCGGAUAAGUUCGAGCAUGUCUUGCGCGCGACCCGAUUCGUCAAAGGAUGUCAAGACCAGGACCGUCUGGCGCGGUUUUUACACCGGAAUGACACACUGUUAAAGCUUCAGGCACAUCAGAAAGCUAUGCGUGAUGUUGGUCUGCAUGGACAGUCCGCGCAGUCGAAGGAGAGAUCGCUUGCCAUGACUUUGAGGGACUGCACUAUGUUUAUCAAGGUAGCGUCCCACCUCUAUUUGUAGUGUUGCGCCACAACUAACGUGUAUAGAUGCCACUGGACGGGGAAGGGCCCGUCGAAGUCCGUCUAGGAGACCUC
Aspergillus glaucus CBS 516.65 is the source of this 860-nucleotide messenger RNA. RefSeq names its product inositol-pentakisphosphate 2-kinase. Gene Ontology annotation, cellular component: nucleus. Lineage: Eukaryota; Fungi; Ascomycota; Eurotiomycetes; Eurotiales; Aspergillaceae. Gene Ontology annotation, molecular function: inositol-1,3,4,5,6-pentakisphosphate 2-kinase activity; ATP binding. Gene Ontology annotation, biological process: inositol phosphate biosynthetic process. Bases 79 to 786 code for a protein of 235 amino acids. The record is from RefSeq and is a predicted model, not a curated record. The transcript has a single exon.